Molecule: messenger RNA, 2188 nt
Organism: Gadus morhua (Atlantic cod)
Lineage: Eukaryota; Metazoa; Chordata; Actinopteri; Gadiformes; Gadidae
Gene: dok7b
Product: docking protein 7b
Exons: 14
Coding region: 74-2188 (704 amino acids)
Biological process (GO): positive regulation of protein tyrosine kinase activity; neuromuscular junction development
Molecular function (GO): protein kinase binding
Source: RefSeq, a predicted model, not a curated record
ACACACACACACACACACACGUCCAACCACACACACACAUAGCUGGCCCAGCUGCUCGGAACCAUGACAGAAGAUGACGGAUACGGUUGUCGCGGAGGGACAAGUCAAGUUCAGAGAUGGAAAAAAGUGGAAGACUCGGUGGGUCGUCCUUCGGAAACCGUCUCCGGUCGCAGACUGUCUGUCUCUGCUGGUGUACAAAGAGAAGAGGAAAUCCAAGGAUAAGGAGAAGAGCCAAUACCACAAAGAGAGGCUCAACGUGAAGAUAGAGGCGAUCUGCGGCUUGGAGCCGGGGCCGGGGUACGACGGCGUCUCCUACUCCCUCUCCAUCCUGUGCCUGACCUACAGCGUGGCGCUGGGCUUCAGCAGCCGCGAGGCCGCCAGCGCCUGGGAGGCCCGCAUCCGCUACAGCCUGGGAGAAGUCCACAGGUUCAGUGUUCAGGUUCAGCCCGGCACUAAACUGGAGAUUGGCCCCGCCUCCCUACACCUCUGCAACACCCUAUUGGUCCUCACCAGGGAUGUCCCGCCCCUCGUCAUUGGCCAUUGGAAGCUGUCGGAACUCCGUCGCUAUGGCGCCGUGCCGGACGGCUUCGUCUUUGAGGGCGGGUCUCGCUGCGGAAUAUGGUCCGGUGUGUUCUACCUGUCCUCCGCUGAGGGGGAGCAGAUCAGCUUCCACCUGGACUGCAUCGCGAGGGGGGUCUCCCCCGGUCGGGCUCAGCGCGGCCCCAGACCCCCAAUGCCAGGGGAUCCAACCCCCUGCUCAUCAGAGGAGCGGAUGAAUCAGGAGGAGCUGGAGCUGGAGAAGAGGCUCAGCCUGCUGUCUCAGAGCAGCAGGCCCUGCAGCAUGGCCUCCACCUACAGCUGCAGCACCGUCGCCGGGGACGACCACAGCAGCAUCUCCAGCUCCUCGUCCAGCCAAUCAGACUCCAGCUACGGCAGCCGUCUCCUGGUGUGGGCGGAGCCGACGGCGACGUGGUCCCGCCUCUCCACCGAGACGGUGAGCAGCUCCUCCUCCACGCUGAAGGCCCUGCUGACGGGCUCCGACGGCGUGCUCUACAACGCCGCCGCGGGCGCCGCCCCCCGCCCGUCGUCGUCCAAUCAGCUGGCGGCGCACGGGCUCCAGGACAGCGGGCGGCAGAACUCCCUGGACAGCGGCAUCGGGGUCGCGUCCUCCGGGAGCUCCGCCUCCUACGCCGGCAGCCUGGACGCGGCGAGCCAAGGCGGGGCCGAGGACUUCGGCUCGGCGGGCAGCCUCCCGUUGGCCGCCUCGCGCCCCACCUCCCCCCUGCAGCCCUGCUACGACACCCCCCGGAGCCUGCUCCAGGGCCUGGGCCCGCGGGGCCCCCAGGCCCAGGGGGGGCCCCCGGUGACGGGCAGGGACCGGAGGGGCGGGGGGGGUCCGGGACAGGGGCCCAGGGACAGCCCGGCAGAACUCUCCCUCCUGUGGGGGCGGGCCCCGGCACGGCCCGCGGUCCCUCACUCCUCUCAUUCCUGGGCUGGGGAAAGGGCGCCCUCUGUGGACGGAGCGGGGCGGUGCGGCGGCCGGAGGCUGCUGUUCUCAGGACGGCCCGUCUGUGGAGGGCCUCAGUGUGCCCACACCACGCCGGACAACUACAUCAUCCCGGAGCUGUGGCGGGGGUGUGGAGGGGAGGGCCGCACGCAGGCCUCCAACUACUUCCCUCCAGAACUUUUACCCAGUGCUGGCUGUCGGAGCACAUCAGGCCGGAGGCAGGGUGAGACGGGGGGGUCGGAUGGCCUUAUCAAGCUCCUGAUGGAUCCGCAGAGAUCACUGCCCUACCUGGCGCCCUCGCUCCGUACCGGCCCACCGAAAGCACCCUGCUCGUACCAAAUGCCGACGGCAGGGGUGUUCCACCGGCCCCCGGAGGUGAUCCUCUCCCCCUCCCUGGAGAGGAGGUUCCUCAGUACGGCCAACUACGUCAACGUCCCCAUGAGUCCCGCUGUGGCCGAGAGCCGGAGAGCUCUCCUCAACAUGGAGCUCCGCCUCAACACGCCCGGCCCUUACCCAGCCUCCAGACCGCCCAGCGCGCCGAGAGGAGACUCUGUCGACAGGUACCCUCACCUUGACAUGGCUGCCAUGGAAAGGGGCCAGGAGGAGAUGAUGCUGGCUUACGGCCAGCAAAGGGACGCCAGGCUGAGUCUGAUGGGUGACCAGAGGGGGGCGCUCACCUGA